AUGGCCAAAAACAACAAAACUAUUGAUAUUUAUUUUUUUAAAUCAGCUGGAAAAAUUAAUGUUACUACAGAGGAGAUUGGAUUGUCAUCAAUAAAAGUGACAAUAGUUAUACCUGGUUUGAAGAAAAAAAGAUCUGUGAAUGCUGCAGCCAAUGGUAAUGUAACGGUUGAAUUUGGAACAAGGGUGGCUUGGUGGCAGGGCAACCCAGAAAGGAGCAAAAGGGACAAAUUUUCCCUGACUACAAAGAUUGAAAAUCCACAUGUGAGGAUAAGCAAUCAUAAAAAUGUUAGAUGGACGAUUAGGUUAGGUUCAUCAUUAAAAUUUGAUGAUUUUAGGGUGGCUUGGUGGCAGGGCAACCCAGAAAGGGGCAAAAGAGACUACAAAGAUUGGAAAUCCACAUGUGAGGAUGAGCAAUCAUAA
Molecule: messenger RNA, 420 nt
Organism: Helobdella robusta
Lineage: Eukaryota; Metazoa; Annelida; Clitellata; Rhynchobdellida; Glossiphoniidae
Exons: 3
Coding region: 1-420 (139 amino acids)
Source: RefSeq, a predicted model, not a curated record